This is a messenger RNA of Castor canadensis (American beaver), 936 nucleotides long. Its product is annotated as olfactory receptor 8S1-like. Lineage: Eukaryota; Metazoa; Chordata; Mammalia; Rodentia; Castoridae. Gene Ontology annotation, biological process: G protein-coupled receptor signaling pathway. Gene Ontology annotation, cellular component: membrane. The record is from RefSeq and is a predicted model, not a curated record. Gene Ontology annotation, molecular function: olfactory receptor activity; G protein-coupled receptor activity.
AUGGCAAUGAAAAACUACAGUGCCAUCAGUGAGUUUACUCUCCUUGGACUUUCUGCUGACCCCUGCAUUCAGGCUAUGCUCUUUGUGUUGUUCCUUCUGAUUUACCUCCUCACUCUGAUGGGGAAUUUCUUGAUGCUGCUGGUGAUCACAGCUGAUUCUCAACUCCACACACCCAUGUACUUCUUCUUGAGACAACUCUCCUUCCUAGACCUGUGCCACUCAUCUGUCACAGCUCCAAAGAUGCUGGAGAAUCUACUUUCUGAAAGGAAAACCAUCUUUGUAGAGAGCUGUUUGGCUCAGGCCUUCUUUGUAUUUGCCACUGGCGGCACUGAGGCCUGUCUGCUGGCUGUGAUGGCCUAUGAUCGUUAUGUUGCCAUCAGCUCCCCUCUGCUCUAUGGCCAGGUGAUGAGUAACCAGCUCUGUGUUGGGCUGGUGUGGGUCUCGUGGGUCCUGGCCUUUGUUGAUGCUCUCAUCAAUAUCCUCCUGGCAGUCAGUUUAGACUUCUGUGAGAACCAGACUAUACCCCACUUUAGCUGUGAGCUGUCUUCUCUCUUCCCUCUGUCUUGCUCUGAUACCUCUAUCAACUUCACAUUACUGCUUUGCUCCUCUGCCUUGCAUUUCUUUGGAACGCUUGUUAUGAUUGUUUCUUCUUAUGCCUGCAUUGUCCCCACCAUCCUGAGGGUCAACUCCAUGACAGGCAGAAGCAAGGCCUUCUCCACCUGCUUGUCCCACCUCACAACUGUGAUCUUGUUCUAUGGCUCAGGUUUCAUCAGCUACCUCUUACCAGAUUCAGGUUCCCCUCUGGAAAUGGCCUUUUCUCUGCAAUACAGUAUGAUCACUCCCAUGCUGAAUCCCCUCAUCUACAGCCUGAAGAACAAGGAGGUGAAAGCAGCUAUGGGAAGAAUGGUCAGAAAAUAUUUUCAUCUGCUUAUAUAA